CUGCCAGGAGCCGUCGUUCGCAGGCGCGGAGAUAGCCGGGAAAGGGCCACUUCCCUCACGACAGACCCCCGGAAGUCGUGUCCGCGUCCGAGUGCUGCGGGUUUGCCCUGCGCCGCUUCGCUUCGCCGCGAAUUCGCCCGCGCUUUCCGUUUGGCAUUUCCUUCCCGCCAGAGUCGUUGCCCGCCCUUGGCUUUGUGGUCCCUGCGCCCAGUGUCCGGAAACUUGGCUGGAAGGAGCCCGACCUCAUCUCUGCAGGGACAGGCGGGAGGCGCGACGCCGAGUGGACGCAGAACGGUCAGAGAGAUCUGAAGAGAUUUCCUGGAUCUGGGAGUGGAAUCUUUCAAAUCCACCUUUGCAUUGUGCUGCGUUUGUUGAAACAAUGUUUGGAAGACUGACUCUUCCACAGUGGCUUUUUGCCACCAUCCUUGGAAUCGCUGGAGGAGUGUAUAUUUAUCAACCAAUAUUUGAACAGUAUUCCAGAGAUCAGCAGGCAUUAAAAGAAAAGUUGAAAUUGGCACAAGAAUCAGAAGAGAAGAAGAGUUAAUACUAUAUGGAGUUGAACUGUAAUAAUUAAAGUUCCAUUGAAAUUGUACAUUGACUAUAAAUAAUCUGGUAAAACCUUCUCAAAUACAUUUUAAACAUUAAAAAAUGAAAUACAAAAGGGCUGAUAUUGAAAAGUAAUAAUUCUUUACCUGUCUUUCUCCUAUUGCUAGGUCUGGUAUUUAAAAUGCGUUGUUAAGGUAGCAAUGUCAAUUUUAAUGUUUUUGUACUUUAAUUGCCAUUUUAUGUCUUUCUACCAGGACAGAUUAGUAAUUUCUUUUAAGCAGAAAUGAAUAAUUGUAAGUAAUAUAUUGUUCUCUAAAACCAAAAAACCCAUGGCUGUUGAGUUAAUUUCAACUUACCAUGACCAUGUAGGGCAGAGUAGAGCUGCCCCAUAGGGUUUCCAAGGCUGUAAUCUUUACGGAAGCAGGCUGCCACAUCUUUCUUCUGUGGAGUGGCUGGUGUGUUCAAACCACUGACCUUUCAGUUAGCAGACAAGUGCUUAACCAAUGUGCGCUUAUUGUAACGAAUACAAUUCAGUGUCAUUUAGUACAUUCUCUAUGUUUAGCAGCCAUCGCCUCUACUUCUAAGACAUUUUCAUCACCCCAAAAAGAAACCUUGUACCCAUUAAGCAGUCACUCCCCACCCUUGGUAACCACCAAAAUGCCUUCUGUCUCUUUGGUUUACCUAUUCUGAAUAUUUCACAUAAACAGAAUCAAAACAUGGCCUUUUGUGUCUGACUUCUUUGGUUUAAUGUAAUGCUUUUAAGGUUCACCCAUGUUGUAGCAUGUAUCAGUACUUCAU
This is a messenger RNA of Trichechus manatus latirostris (Florida manatee), 1344 nucleotides long. RefSeq names its product PIGB opposite strand 1 (gene PIGBOS1). The transcript is spliced from 2 exons. NCBI's taxonomy places the organism in Eukaryota, Metazoa, Chordata, Mammalia, Sirenia, Trichechidae. The record is from RefSeq and is a predicted model, not a curated record. Bases 380 to 544 code for a protein of 54 amino acids.